Messenger RNA from Equus caballus (horse), 2296 nucleotides. RefSeq names its product zinc finger protein 706 (gene ZNF706). NCBI's taxonomy places the organism in Eukaryota, Metazoa, Chordata, Mammalia, Perissodactyla, Equidae. The record is from RefSeq and is a predicted model, not a curated record.
GAGUGGGCGGGGACUGCGAGGAGCGGGCGGGCGCUGGGGCUACUGGGAGAGCUGCGCGGCGUGCGCGGGCACGAGGCGGAGUGGCCUGCCCCGGCUGAGGCGGCGGCGCGCGCGGCGGCGGGCGCGAGGCGCGGGCUGUUGUGCUCCGGGCUCUCCAGUUUCUCCUCCUCGGCGGGUGGAGGAGCCGAAGCGGUGCUGGGCGCGCUCCCCCGUCCUCUCCCUCCGGCCACCUCCCCCGGCCCUCUCGCGCUGCGCGGUCUCUCCGACGCAAGACUGUCCCGGCCCGGAUAUGGCUCGUGGACAGCAGAAGAUUCAGUCUCAGCAGAAAAAUGCCAAAAAGCAAGCUGGACAAAAGAAGAAACAAGGACAUGACCAAAAGGCUGCUGCCAAAGCUGCCUUAAUAUAUACCUGCACUGUCUGUAGGACACAAAUGCCAGACCCUAAGACCUUUAAGCAGCACUUUGAGAGCAAGCAUCCUAAGACUCCACUUCCUCCAGAAUUGGCUGAUGUUCAGGCAUAAAGUUGUUUACAGGUGAAUUCAUGACACCUUUGACUCUUCUCAGACCUUAGGUAACAAACCUGCAGCUGCUUUUCUAACAAACUGUUGAUCAGCAAAAAUAAAGGGGCUACAGAAACACUCAUUUUUAUGCUGUUCCCUUUUGGGCUUCAUGCAAAGACAAUUCUGUGUAAAUGUACAGUUGACUCUGAUUUGGAAAUCUGAAAAUCAGUCCAUCCUUGUUAUAAAAAAUUUUUUUACAAUUGUAAUUAUAUUGAUGUUCAUAUUGUGUAAAAUAACUCAUUUAAUAAAGUAGUACUUUGAUUUUACAACAUCACAGGAUAAAUGGUUCUAGAAAUUCUGUUCCAACUUUCCACAUUAUUUGCCUUAUAAAAAUCUAAUGAAUUCUUCAGCUAGAAUUGCAAGUGCAAUUCUUGUCUCCCUUUCUCAGAUCAGUGGCAGGUUCAUUAGUUAAACUAAAACAGAUUCAUUCAUUAAAUUUGUGCACAGUAUUUUAUCGGCAGCUGCUGAUCUAGGUGAAGAGUGACUUACCUGCUGCCUUAGUAUAGUGCAAUCAUGUGUUAUUUCCCCCCUCAUUGUUUCCUUUGUUUGAGGUUGGAUAUAUCAACUUGCUGUAUGAUCUGCCAACCAGGUAUACUCUGUAGAUAACUGAUAAAUUCCUAAAGCGGUUGGAUUGUCAGUGAGCCCUUCUGAACGAUUAGCUUCUGAAGAAUAUGCGAUAAUGAAAUAAUCAGUGAGCCUGUUUAAUACAAAAUACCACGGAACGUAUGUGAACUGGUAAAGGUCUAUCUUUUAUAAAUUAUACUGGAUUCUUUGGAAAUUCUUGGAGUUCUUUAAUUUGUAAUUGAAACUCAAGUUUUGAAGGAGUUUUUGGAAGUUAUCAGUGAUUUGGCCAAUUUUAUGAACGGAUUUUGCAUUAACAGUAAGAUUGGAAUGACUUGUGGCUUGGUUAAUUUACGGAACGUUCUCCCUCUUUUCCUUUUAAGUUGAGUAGUUGAUUUUAGGAGUUUACUUUGUGCUGGUUCCUAAAAUCAAAGACUGUAUAGUAUGACUUCCAUCUGAACUAGAAAAGUAUUAAAAUAGGCCAAUAUCCACAUUCUUUUGGCUGUAAGGAUGGGGAAGUGUGUUGGUUCAGAUGAAUGAGGUAAAUCCUACUGAGUUAAAGAAGACUGAUUUUAGGGUUCUUCUAAAUUGCUUUUGUCAACUAUUAACUUUACGAGUGACACUGCUGUAACUCAGUUUAAAUUUUAAAGUUAAUAUAUUAGGAAGAACACUCAAAUAUUUACUGGUAAUCGCUUAGAGCUGCAAAUAUGAUCCUGUGGAUUACAAACGCAUCCCUUUGUGCUGUAACGCAUCACUGGAUUGGUUUUGUGGCUGUGCAUAUUCUGCCCACCUUGUUGUCUUCACUGUAAGUUUAAAAUAAGAUAUUUCCAAGGAAAAGCUUCAGUGGUGAUAGUUUCUUAGCAACUCCUAUCCUUAUACUCUUACUUUGAGAUAGUCAUUUUUUUCAUGUAUUUAAUUUCCUAAGCUUCAGAUUUAGUGUCUGUUAUUUCCCAAUAUGUUGGUUACCAGAAUAUUAGAAUUUGCCUAAUUGCUUGUGGUGGGUAUUAUAGAAGUUCUGGUUAAAUUACAAUUUAAAAGUUUUUAAAAGUGCUUUGAGCAUAUGUAUGUUUAUGUUUAGUAACAAAUCAUUUAAAAACCAUUCGCAAGUUUUGGUUUAAUUUUUUUUUCAUUUGUUUUACCAACUGUAAUUUAGAAUAAAAGCUUUUUGUUCUUGUA